AUGUCGCUCCCAUGCUCUCAAAUCCAAAGAGCAUGCCGCUUCUGCAUCAAAGAAGACGAAAUAAAGGCGCGGAAGCAUGAGCGUGAUGUCAAUUUGGAGAAAAUCCGACAAAAGAAGCAAGCUCUUUACGCCCAAGAAAUUGCAGAAGCCCAAGAUGAAGCUUCUUACUUGAGGCGUUUGCGCAGAGACGAAUUUGAUGAUGCGGAACGAGCUAAAGUCCUUCAGCAGCAUCGACAAGAGAUCCAGAACUUGAAGACUGGUUCAAAACCACAGAAUGCUAGCCCAGAGCGCAAAGACAAGAGAGUGAGCUCUCUCAAUCGAGACUCUGUUGAGAAAGAUCCCGAGACGCCUUCUACCAAAGAUUCCAAGAGCCAAGAUGAGGUGACCCCGAGCAUCACGACUCGCCAAACCAUGCCGAAUAAAAAACCAUCGGGCGCCAAAGAUGAUUGGAUCCAUCAGAAGACCACGUACCUGGCCCAAAGUCAGGAAAUUGAUCAGCUGAUGGAUAUGGUGGGCUUGGAGGCAGUGAAAGUGAAAUUCCUGGCCAUCAAGUCCAAAGUCGACACUUCUAUUCGCCAAGGUGUGAGUUUAGAUCGCGAAAGAUUUGGAUCUGUUCUACUCGGUAAUCCAGGGACUGGCAAGACGACUGUUGCCCGUCUCUAUUCUAAGUUCUUGGCAGCUAUGGGAAUCAUUCCGGGGCAGCAUUUCACCGAAACGACUGGUUCCAGGCUUGCCAAUGACGGUAUCUCUGGGUGUCAGAAAAUCAUCGACACAACACUGAAAGAGGGUGGAGGAGUCAUAUUCAUUGAUGAGGCUUAUCAGCUUGUGUCCGGGAACAGCUCUGGCGAGAGAGUUCUUGAUUUUCUUCUGGCAGAGGUGGAGAGUCAGACCGGGAAGAUUGUCUUCAUUCUUGCUGGAUACGAUCGUCCAAUGGAAACCUUCUUCAGUCAUAACCAAGGGCUCCCGAGCCGUUUCCCCCAUCAGCUGAAGUUUGAGGACUUUGAUGACACCGAAUUGAUGGAAAUCAUGCAAUCCUGGAUUGAAAAGACCUACAAAAAGCAGAUGAAAGUCGAUGGUGGGCUUGGAGGGCUCUACUGUCGUAUUGUAGCCCGACGAAUUGGACGCGGGCGAGGCCGUGAAGGAUUCGCGAAUGCAAGAGCUGUGGAGAAUGCCAUGUCAAAAGUUGCCGAGCGACAGUCCGAAAGACUCAGUCAACAGAGACGGCAAAAAGGAUCACAAGUUGACGACUUCUUUCUUGAGAGACACGACUUGAUUGGCCCAGACCCAUCUCGAGCACUAAAAACAUCCAAAGCAUGGGAGAGGCUACAGGCUAUGAUUGGACUGAGCGCCGUGAAAAAGACCGUCGAGGCUCUUAUGGACACCAUGAGCUACAACUUCCAACGUGAGCUCGAUGAACAACCUUUACUGGAGUAUAGCCUCAAUCAAGUCUUCCUCGGAAAUCCGGGAACCGGAAAGACAACGAUAGCAAAGAUAUAUGGCCAAAUACUCGUGGACAUUGGAUUCUUGUCAAAUGGCGAAGUGAUCGUGAAGAAUCCAUCCGACUUCGUUGGCAGCGUGAUAGGAGAAUCCGAGAAAACAACAAAGGGAAUUCUUGCUGCCACACUCGGAAAGGUCCUGGUGAUCGACGAAGCGUACGGCCUCUUCGCCGGGGGAACCUCGGAUGGCAUGGGGGCCAGAAGCGACCCAUACAGGGCUGCUGUGGUAGACACCAUUGUUGCGGAAGUCCAGAGUACACCCGGUGAAGACAGAUGUGUUCUUCUUCUGGGCUACGAAGACAAGAUGCAGUCAAUGUUCCAAAACGUUAACCCAGGCUUGAGCCGCCGCUUUCCCAUGGAUCAAGCUUUUGUCUUUGAGGAUUUCACCGAGAAAGAGUUGAGCUGUAUCCUUGAUUUGAAGUUGGGAGAGCAAGGAUACGGAGUCACUGACCGGGCUCGUCGAGUGGUUUUGGAAAUGCUCGAGCGAUCUCGAAAUCGACCUCAUUUUGGCAAUGCGGGCGAAGUUGAUAUCCUGCUCAACGCGGCAAAGAUGCACCAUCAGAAACGACUCUCCUCCAACAGAUCCACCAAUCGGACCAGUGAUGCUCUGCUGGAUGCCAUUGACUUUGAUGAGAAUUUUGAUCGCGCAGACAACUCUGACUCUAGUAUCUCAAAGAUGUUUGAAGGGGUGGUAGGAUGCGAAGACAUCAUUUCGAAGUUGAAGGGGUACCAGAAAAUUGUGAAAGAACUCAGGCAGCUGAAAAUGGAGCCUCGAGAACAUAUACCCUUCAACUUUGUUUUCAGAGGCCCACCAGGAACUGGGAAGACAAGUACGGCCAGAAAGAUGGGCCAGGUCUACUACGACAUGAACAUGUUGACUUCGAACGAGGUGAUUGAAACCUCCGCAACAGACUUGAUCGGCCAAUAUAUCGGACAAACUGGCCCUAAGACCCAAGCAGUCUUGGAACGUGGUCUUGGGAAAGUUCUCUUCAUUGAUGAAGCAUAUCGUCUGGCAGAUGGCCACUUUGCCAAGGAAGCAAUGGAUGAGCUUGUGGACUGCCUAACCAAGCCUAAGUUCUUCCAGAGAAUGAUCAUCAUCCUUGCCGGCUAUGAUGCAGAUAUCAACCGGCUAAUGUCCAUCAACACUGGCAUGACUAGUCGAUUCCCGGAGUCGCUUCAAUUCGACCCUUUGUCUUCGCAAGACUGUAUCAGCCUGCUUUUACAGAGACUUUUGAAGAUGAAGAAUGAUAUGUCUCCCAAUUCGAGCGUGGUAUUUGACAUCAAUUGCCUGCAAAGCCCAGAUGCCGGGUUUGAGAAAGAGAUGACACAGCAUUUUGAAACUCUGUCCCGAACUGCAAGCUGGGCAAAUGCACGAGACAUCGAAACUCUGGCAAAGUCUAUCUUUGGAAAGACCCUACGGUCAAUCUCGAUGGAAAAUGGAAAUAAGCUUCUCCUCACAAGAGAGGCUGUGAUUGAGCAACUGAUUUCCAUGAUAGAUGAGCGUCGCAAACGCGAAGAUCAUUCCAACCAGAGCCUCAUAAAUCCGAAUGGAGGGCAAAUCCUACCUCUUCGUCCACGAGCCUUGGAUCAGCCACCACCCCAGCUUGACAGCCAAGAUUCCAUGCAGACAAACCAGAAAACAGGCACUAAAACCAAAGUGCUGAUCAAUUCUGACACAGAAAAUCAGGCCAGUCUUUCUGAACGUGAUGCUGAUGUGACGGACGAAGUCUGGAACCAGCUGGAGAAAGACAAGGCUGCAGCUAAGGCAACGGAAGAGGAGUAUGAGCGUUCAAGGAGCGACUUGAAAGAGCAAGAGAAGAGGAUCACAAUGUUGAAAGAGGAAGAGGAAAAUGUCAAGAGAAAACUCGAAAAGGCCAAGAUUGAAGCAGAUGAACAAUCGAGAAGAGAACACGAACAAGCUCGAUUGAGGCACGAAAUGAAGCGCAGAGAGGAAGAAGAGGUUGCAAGAGAGCUUGAAAGGAAGCGACAGAUUAUGGAAGAGGCUCGACGAAAGGAACAAGCCAAUCAGAUGAAGCUCAAGACAAUGGGCGUCUGUGUUAUGGGGUACCGAUGGAUCAAACAGAGUGGUGGAUAUCGAUGUGCCGGUGGCAGCCAUUGGGUUUCGGAUGCCCAGCUACAAUGA
This is a messenger RNA of Penicillium olsonii, 3639 nucleotides long. Lineage: Eukaryota; Fungi; Ascomycota; Eurotiomycetes; Eurotiales; Aspergillaceae. The record is from the annotation of a GenBank genome assembly.